Messenger RNA from Miscanthus lutarioriparius, 234 nucleotides. The record is from the annotation of a GenBank genome assembly. NCBI's taxonomy places the organism in Eukaryota, Viridiplantae, Streptophyta, Magnoliopsida, Poales, Poaceae.
AUGGCGAUCGGGGGGUUCGUCGCGUCCGCCGGCAGCCGGCUCGUUCACUGUCUGACAACCCAUGAAACAGAGCAAGACACUGGAGCAGACGAGCAGGAGUACGUUCAUCAUGCAUGCCAGUUGCCAGCCCGGUGGCCGGUCGCCGAGGCAGCCCGUGCGGCUUGCCGGCUUGCAUGCGCAAAUGUCAACGCCACUCCAGUUUCCAGCCAGCGGCUCGCCAGCUGCGGCCAUUGA